This is a messenger RNA of Oryza brachyantha (malo sina), 1170 nucleotides long. Its product is annotated as chaperone protein DnaJ-like. The coding region runs from base 67 to 855 and encodes 262 amino acids. Gene Ontology annotation, cellular component: cytoplasm. NCBI's taxonomy places the organism in Eukaryota, Viridiplantae, Streptophyta, Magnoliopsida, Poales, Poaceae. The record is from RefSeq and is a predicted model, not a curated record. Gene Ontology annotation, biological process: protein refolding. The transcript is spliced from 4 exons.
GGCUCGUUGCGAGCCAUUCAAAAGCAGGCCAUCCACCUCCGGACUCGCUGCUGCGUCGCGCCCGCCAUGGCGCUGCAGCUUCAGGCCGCCACUCCGCAUCCCCCUCUUCCUCUCCGCGCCUCGAGCGGCCGAUUCACUCCGCUGCCUCCUCCUCUCGUUCUCCGCGCCGUAGCUUCCUCCCGUCCGUGCUACUCGCGGCACCUCUACUACUCUCCUGCGCCCACGCAUCGCCGGCGGCGGGGAAGCGUGAGCGCCGGCGCGGGCAGAGGCGGGCGGGGGGAGUCCCCUUACGAGGUGCUCGGCGUGUCGCCGUCGGCGUCGCCCGACGAGAUCAAGCGCGCGUACCGGCGGCUUGCUCUCAAGUUCCACCCGGACGUCAACAAGGAGGCCAAUGCGCAGGAGAAAUUUUUGCGGAUCAAGCAUGCGUACAACACGCUCAUGAAUUCAGAGAGCCGGUCCAAGUACGCGAGCAGCAGCACAGAUUCGUCCAGGACAUACGGGAAGAGCAGCACUACAUCAGCUGGUGAAGAAGAGCAAUUCUAUGGGUUUGCUGAUUUUCUUAAAGAUCUUCAAGCAGAAUUUCAGAACUGGGAAGCUAGUCUGAAUUCAGAACAGAAACCUAAAAGCUUGUGGGAAGAGUUAGCAGCGAUUGGUGAAGAAUUUGUUGAGUUUCUGGAGAACGAACUCAAGGUUGAUGAUUCCAGUGCUGCAGAAGGUAAUGAUCCAUACACACAAUCUGGAGGGAGUAACAAAAACAAGCAAGCUGAUAAUACAUCAACAAGUAGUUUUGACGAUAGCGUAUCCGAGAUAGAGGCUACCCUCGAGAAGCUGAAGAAGGAACUUGGGCUGGGUUAAGCCAUUUGCUACUGAUGGCAUACGUACUGCUGCAACUUUAGCCAUGUGCAACUGACUUGGUGCUGUGUGAUUGUGAAGAUAUUUCUUAUACUCAAUUGUUGUCGGAUGGUACCGAUAGCCAUCGCAACCUGCUUGAUGUCUUUGUGCAGGUAUUUGAUGUACCCAUUUUUUUGUCAUCAGAAGGUGAUGGUAGUUUCCAGAUAUAUUGUAGUUUAGGUGAUAGAGCUCACAAGCUCACGCAUCCAGCUUCUCUUAAGUUGUUUUUUUUUUUGUUCUUGUGUAUUGUGCACUUUUGAAAUGUUGGGAGGGGUGAAA